CCCACAUAUGCUAGAUAAGUGUUUGUGUAAUACAUAAACAUGAUAUAAUUUGUUUACAAAUUACAGUCGAACCUGUUUAUUUGUCAUUUAAUAGCCAUGUAUAGUGCGACAGUUACCGUUCGUGAACUUCGGAACCAAUCAACAGGAUUGGACUUGACAGUACCUACAUAUAAAGUGAUGCCAGGCCUUUUAGGCGGUACUACAGAGUUCAGCGUUAUAGUGAUCACAAACCUUCCAUACUUCAAGUCACCAAAACACAAAAAUAGCGAUGUCAUCCAGUUUGUGUUGAACAAGCGAUACAGUGAGUUUGAAGAACUUCAUGCUAAACUAAGCGAAGCAUAUCCAGCCACACUUUUCCCACCUCUGCCUCAUAAGGGCUUGCUUGUGUCAGAUGAUGUGCUCAGAGAAAGGAGGGCAGCUGCAGAUUCAUUCUUCAAGUUCAUUGCCAAGUUACCAAAAGUGUCGUCCAGUCCAUCUGUGUUGCAGUUUCUAGGGGUGAGUGCAAGAAUAGUUGUGCAAUCAAACAGUACAUCAGCUGAGAAUGCAAAGAUAGAGGAAGCUGAGAACAUCAUUGAAACUUCUGCGAGAACAAAUCGGGAUUAUGCAGGCACAUCCACGCCUACACAACAAAUCAAGCAGGGAUCACAGCAUCAGAAAAUUGAUACAUCCCUUCUCUUUGGAGACGUAGAUAAUGAUGAUGACUUGUUCUUUGACAAACCUGAUACAAGUGAUGUUCUACAAGACAACGUGGACAUUUUUAAGACUGGGUCAGGCUCAAGGAUUAGUCAGCUGGUUUCCGAUACGGACUGGCAAACUGAUGCUGCUACAAUGGAAGAGGGAGAGGAUGAGAUGGAAUAUGACCCUCUAGGUGGAAUGGUGGUCGGGAGAAAACAGAAACCAACAGCACAGGGUGCUGCAAGCAUAGCACACAAAAGCCACACACGUUCACAGUCACAACAAGUGAAAGCAAUAGUUGGUGAACAGAGUGACAUGGAUGAUCUAAAUGAUGAUAUCUUCAUCCCACCCGAAGCAAGUGUAGACAAACUAGAUGUUGAUCUUUUUGCUAAAGAUGAAGGCAGUGAAGAUCUUUUCACCAUUGACGAUGACCUUGACGUGCUAUUGCAUUUGGAAGACACACAGUAUCAUCCACUGGAUGACCGCUUGGAACCUGACAAGCCCCCUGCAGCCAAGUCCAAGCCUGCAGCUCCAAGGAAACCAGCUCUGCCUGCCAAGCCUGCUGGAGCAAAACCUGCUACAAUGCCGAAACCGGCCUUGCCUCAGAAGCCCAUUGCUCGGCCAAAACCCACACCAAGUCUGAAGCCAGUUGUAGUGCCAAAACCUGCUCCUAGAGCGAUCUCAACCGCAAAGCUUCAGUCAGGCGAUUCCCAGAACACGGCGACAAAAGAGUGUGCCCCGGUGCCUAAGCCACGAACCAACAGAUCUUUGUCACAAUCUACAUCAUCAGAGGCAGCUUCUGUGGAGCAGUCAGGUGAUAUUCUAACUGAAGACAUACUCAAAUACAUUGAGGAAAAUGAAGACAGGGGAAGUGCGACUUUAGAUCUCUUCUAGGUUAUCGUCAUAUCUGUUUAUAUGUACUGACUGGACACGCAUGCAAGCAUGCAUGCACACACACGCACGAAGGCACGUAAGCACUCACACACGCACGCAGGGAUGCCAAAGAGCAUUUUUAUACGAGGCUAUCUGCCAUAAUAAACAGCUGUAAAGUGAAUCCUCCUAUUUUAUCACUUAGUGAAAUUGGCACUAAAUGCUUCAUAUAUAUAUAUAUAUAUAAUCAGGAGUGAAUAAAAACAAAUUUGUUUUUAUUCGCUCCUGGCAUAGUGUUAAACAUAUGUAUGUUGAAUGUACGUUUGCGGUAUAUAGUCCAUGAGCCAGUAGGUUUGGUCGGUACCAUCCGGGGGGAAUAAUUCUCAUUGUGAUUUUUGGCACAAAACAAUUAAACUCAUUUGGUCUGCUAUGUAUCAGCACUGGACUAUCAGUGCUUGUAUGAAUUGCAAACACUAUGAUGAGAUCAGGGGAUGAGAUGAUAGUUUCAGUGAUAUGGGUGACGGGCUAAGCCGUGGCGCCGUUGUGGUAUCAGCCCGAUUAUUUUGGGAUGGGGUUACUAAACAGCUAAUAGCACACAAAUGGCUACCAUCACUGCAAUGCAAGUGUGGAACAUCACAUUUGUUUUUCUAUUCUGUAAUUUUAAGUCCUACAACAGAAGAUUGUGUUUUUCACAUUUGACUCAUUCAUCAGAUAUUUACUAUCUUACUACUAGAUAUGUGUUUGAUUGAAUUUGGUGAGCAGUUAUGUUGCAAUGCCCUUUACAGAGGUACCGUUUGAGAAUUGUCCGUAACCCUGACAGUAUCCCUGGCAUAUAUAAACAGGGUGAUAACACACAAAAAUCUACCACCUAUGCAAUGCUAUCACAUAUUUUCUAACUCUAGGGUUGUAUACCUUGCCAAAAAUCACAAUGAGAAUUAUUUCCCUCGGAUGGUACCGAUGGCCAAAAUUAUCGGGUCUGGCUCAUAGCCUAAUAGCCUAUCAUUCAUAAUAUUGUGAAUUUCUGUCAUUCUGUGUUUUAUUGUAAAUGAACUUAUUAUUAGAUCUGAUAUUAUUAUGAAAUGUACAAUAAUUACUAUAUGGAUGAAUGCAUGGAAAGAAUGCAAUAUUUUCACAACUGGGCUCUUAUUACAUGCAAUAAUUAAAUAAAUACAUAAAUAAAUAAAUAUAUAUAUAUCUAUAUUUAUUUAUAUAUUAUUUGUUGAUUUAAAUUACCUAGAUGCAUUUUUCAAUCACUCAGCAAUUGCCAUAACAAAUAUUUUAUUUGAAUUUGAAUUCAUGAACUAAUAUCAGUUUGAAGUGUGGGAAAAUCACUUUUGAUCUGUUUUAGUAAUAACAAAAUCCCUGUAUAGUGUAUAGUAAGAUGCCUUAAACUUCUGAAUCAAUAAAUUUCUUUAAUAUAUUUCUGAAUAAUAUUUCUUUACUUUCAUAUUCAUUUAUUUUCUUCAUUAUUUUCUUUCAUAUUUCUUUUUAUAGUAAAUAUACUGGUUAGAAUCAACUCAAAACUUUAAAUUGUUCAAUUAGAACAGGUGCCAAAUAAAGUUUUAAAAUUUACCUGCACCCCUACUUUAAAACUAAGUAUUAAAGCUAAUAAAAACUAAAUAUACAGCUCAAUAAGUUAGUGAUUGCUGUUAAAGCAAGUUUCCCAUUGGUACAUACUUAUGAUAAAUUUAUAUUUUCUGCUAAAUGUGUGCGUUUGUAUGCACUCGAUAUCCCAUCCAUGUUCAAUAUCGCAUUGAUAUACGUUUAAAUGUCAUUUUACUGCCUAUACGUGUUUAUGCUAUAUCUCACUCUUUUAUUGAAACGUCAUGUAGAAUUGACAAUGAUAGUAAACUCUAUAAACUUGCAUACGUUCUUUCUAUUUCAUUACAUCAUAUUAAUGGUGGUAUUUUUCUUUUUAAUAGCGCUUACGUAUUUUACAGUACUACAUUUAUUACUAAAUAUUUGAUGUGAUGACAUUCCGUUUCUAGCGGAAUUCGAACUUGCGGUUGCUAUAAGUUAAGUAUUUUACACGUGCUUUGUAAUUAAGGACUGUUUGAAUAGUGUGAUAUGUGAAAAUUGUAGUGUGAGAUGUGAUAAUAAAAUCUGUUGAUAGUAAUUGUUACUACUA
Molecule: messenger RNA, 3673 nt
Organism: Priapulus caudatus
Lineage: Eukaryota; Metazoa; Priapulida; Priapulimorpha; Priapulimorphida; Priapulidae
Product: HCLS1-binding protein 3-like
Exons: 9
Coding region: 97-1569 (490 amino acids)
Molecular function (GO): phosphatidylinositol binding
Source: RefSeq, a predicted model, not a curated record